This is a messenger RNA of Leishmania mexicana MHOM/GT/2001/U1103, 1017 nucleotides long. RefSeq lists its product as hypothetical. Gene Ontology annotation, molecular function: 5S rRNA binding. The record is from RefSeq and is a predicted model, not a curated record. NCBI's taxonomy places the organism in Eukaryota, Euglenozoa, Kinetoplastea, Trypanosomatida, Trypanosomatidae. The coding region runs from base 1 to 1017 and encodes 338 amino acids. The transcript has a single exon. Gene Ontology annotation, cellular component: nucleolus. Gene Ontology annotation, biological process: ribosomal large subunit assembly; rRNA processing.
AUGGGCCGCCAGAAGUCACGUAACUUGUGGAAUGACAGGGCGGGCACCAAGUCUGUGAAUCGUCCUCAGCAGGUCACCGUUGCCAAGGGAUGGAAGGUGACGCCGGACCUCCUGCCAGCCAAGCCGCUGGCGCCGCGCCGGCGCAAAUACGCACCGAUUCGCCCCAACAACCGCGACGCAGUCGCCAUCCCGCUCGGUGGUCAGAGCUACAACCCGUUGGAUGAGGAGCACCAGGAGGCCCUUGCUAAGGCCGUUCGGCAGCUUAGCAAGAAGAAGCUCAAAGACGAGAAGUUUGUGAAGAUGAUGACAAUGGGUCGCGACAAGAAAUACACAGGCAACUUGUCAGCGGACAAGACAUGGGAGGAGGAGGUGCAAGAGACGGCGCCCGCGACUGCAAAGAAGCAGAAGAAGAACACGAAGACAGCGCCUGCCCCCUCCAGCGCGUCGUCACCCGCAGCCUCGUCAGCGCCAAGACCCGUGGCACAGAACGGCAACGGGGGCAAGCAGGAAAAGAUUGCUGCUGCUCCGGCGACCGUGGCGAAAAAUGGCAAGACAGCUAAAAAGCAAAAAAAGAAGGCAAAGAAGGCCACAGCGAAGGAGGCAAAGAGUGCCAUGAUACAUCGGCGUCACCCAAGGCGUGAUGCUAUAGCCGAAGAAACCGACGAGCUCGAUAUGCUGCUUGCCGCACAUAAGGCAACGGCGUGUAAGCGCGAGGCGGCUCGGCAGAAGCGUCGCGCGGCGAAGAAGGCGAACCUAGCCAUUAAACACUACGGCCGGCACUACCACACCCCGCUAGCCCUGGACGUCACGCCGAGUGAUAAGCUCGUAGGCUCCUUGCGUCAUCUCAGCGUCGGGUAUGUUCACCCGGCCUUGGAGCGCAUGAAAUCACUCGAGGAGCGCAACCUGGUGCCGGCGCGCAUGCGCCAUACGUACAACAAGCGCAAGGUGCUGAAGCCGAAGGGUGAGGUGCGCGUGAAGCGGGAGGAGUUUGGCGUGAUACCCGAGACGAGUUUUUGA